CGAACAGAUCACAACGAAAUCGAGGAGGAAAGGAAGGUAAUCCGAAACUUACCCGAUAUCGAAUAAGCCCAAUUCAAGAGUUUAGGUUUUAAAGACCAUGGCUGCUUCAACUUCAAGCGCAGUGCUCUGAUUGUCUUCUGAUUCUCAUAUAUAAGGGCCUCUUGGACCCUUUUUCCAUUUCAGCCUGAAUCACCCAAUUCUUAGAGCUUCUCCGUUUUAACAUACGAAUAGCUGCCAAUGGCGACGGCAUCGGAAGUGGGUGUCAAUGGAGAGAAGAGGGCUACGAUAUCGCCUGAUUACUUGGAGAGCAAGGCGGUCCUUGAAACUAAGGCUCUACUUUCAGAGCUGUGCCGCCAUUUUUAUGGGCUUGGAUGGGUCUCUGGGACUGGUGGCAGUAUCACCAUCAAGGUCCAUGAUGAUGCUAUUCCCAAGCAGAAUCAGCUCGUUCUUAUGUCUCCUUCUGGCGUCCAGAAGGAAAGAAUGGUACCAGAGGACAUGUACGUGCUAUCACCUGAUGGUUCUAUCUUAUCUUCUCCUAUUGCUAAGCCAUUCCCACACAAGCCUCCAAAAUGUUCGGACUGUGGUCCUCUUUUCAUGAAGGCAUAUCAGAUGCGAGAUGCUGGAGCUGUUAUUCACAGUCACGGGAUAGAAUCAUGCCUUGCAACGAUGAUCAAUCCAUCAGCAAAGGAAUUUAGAAUUACUCAUAUGGAAAUGAUCAAAGGAAUCAAAGGGCAUGGUUAUUACGAUGAACUCGUGAUCCCAAUAAUAGAAAAUACUGCUUAUGAAUACGAGCUCACAGAAUCACUAGCUAAAGCGAUCGAAGCCUACCCAAAAACAACUGCUGUACUUGUUCGAAACCAUGGCAUUUAUGUAUGGGGCGAUUCAUGGAUCCAUGCAAAAACUCAGGCUGAAUGUUACCACUAUCUCUUUGAUGCGGCCAUCAAGCUUUAUCAAUUGGGCCUAGACUGGUCUACUCCAGAUCAUGGUCCCAUUCGGAACGUCAAGGAAGUCGUAGUAGCUGGUAGCAACAAUGGAGCAUCUUCAAAGCGUUGCAUUGUUCUUGACAUAGAAGGAACUACUACUCCAAUAUCAUUUGUGACCGAUGUUCUCUUUCCAUAUGCUCGCAACAAUGUCCGCAAGCAUUUAUCUCUAACAUUCGACACUGCAGAGACUAAGGAAGAUAUUGCGUUGUUACGAUCUCAGGUGCAAGAUGAUCUGGAAAAAGGUGUUGCUGGUGCCGUGCCUAUUCCACUCGAUGAUUCUGCAAAAGAGGACGUUAUUGCAGCUCUAGUUGCAAACGUUGAAGCCAUGAUAAAAGCUGACAGGAAGAUUCCUGCUCUAAAGCAGUUGCAAGGUCAUAUAUGGUUAACUGGAUUCGAGAACAAUGAAUUGAAAGGAGACAUUUUUGACGAUGUACCACGAGCUCUGGAAAGGUGGCACGCGUCGGGCAUAAAGGUAUACAUAUACUCGAGCGGCAGUAGAUUGGCACAGAGGCUUCUAUUUGGAAAUACAAAAUAUGGGGAUCUGAGAAAAUAUUUGUGUGGAUAUUUUGAUACCGCAGUGGGAAACAAAAGAGAAACGCGCAGUUAUGUCGAGAUCAGAGAGUCUGUUGGCGUCGAUAAGCCAUCAGAAAUCUUGUUUGUCACUGAUGUUUUUCAGGAAGCUGUAGCUGCAAAAGCAGCAGGAAUUGAUGUGAACAUAUCCAUUCGACCUGGGAAUGCUCCUCUUCCAGACCAUCAUGAGUUCAAGACCAUUCAAUCCUUUUCACAAAUCUGAAGAUGUUGGUAUGUGUGUCCCUUUUUCCCUAUUAGAAUGUCCAAUAAUUGUUGAGAAUAGAAGCUUAUUAUUCACAUAUUAAUAAAACUCAUCAUCUUUGAGUAUCAAAUGCAAAUUCCUAUUGACUGCUAUGAUAUCUGCCAACUGAUGGCAUUGAUAUAAUCUUGGAUGACUAUGUAUAGUGACAUGCAUCACCCUUGUGUUCGGUAUUAGUUUCGAUACCAAAUCGAUAGGAAAGUUGAGUUCUACCUUCUAUUUUCUUCA
Molecule: messenger RNA, 2040 nt
Organism: Cucurbita pepo subsp. pepo (vegetable marrow)
Lineage: Eukaryota; Viridiplantae; Streptophyta; Magnoliopsida; Cucurbitales; Cucurbitaceae
Product: putative bifunctional methylthioribulose-1-phosphate dehydratase/enolase-phosphatase E1 1
Cellular component (GO): cytoplasm
Molecular function (GO): magnesium ion binding; acireductone synthase activity
Source: RefSeq, a predicted model, not a curated record